CCCCGGUUCGAUCCCGGGUUCGGGCCCAAUCUUUUGAUUUUUGGACAAUCUGAAGUCCUGAAUUCACUUCUGCUUUGUCCUGUUUUUGAGAAAUGCAUCUUUUUGUCGUUUCGAGCCUGCUACGUCCUGAAGUGGUGCAAUUUUAGUGAGCUCAUUGCCAAUUGAUUCAUUGUGCGCCCCUAAAAUAUAGUCUUUCAAGUGCUUUCCAGCUGUUGGUCCGGCAUCGGCAGCUGCUGGACCUUGCAGGGAGCCGACGACACGCUUAGGCAUCUCAAUAUUGCAAAAAUGGACAGAGCGUACUUGUAAUAUUCGUUAACGAGAACAAAAACUUACAAAACGUUUACGGGGCAUCAAGUAAAUCCUGUAGUCAUGGCAUCAGAAGACACCAAGAUCAAAGCACACAUCGAAAGCCUGGUGGCUAACAACCUGCCCCGCUCACCCAUUUACAAUUUCCUGCUCUCAGACGUCCGGAUACAUGCCGCGACCAAAGGCAACGUCAAGGCCCGCCUCACACUGACCAAAAACCACAUCAACUCCGGCGGCGGCAUCCAUGGCAGCGUCUCUGCGACGAUAGUGGACUGGGCUGGCGGCAUGGCCAUCGCGACCUGGGAUCUCCGCGAGAGGACAGGUGUUUCCGUGGACAUUCACGUGAGAUACUUGAGUUCGGCCAAGGAAGGGGACGAGAUUGAGAUCGAGGCGGCUGUGGACAAGGUUGGAGGCUCGCUCGCCUUUACCAAUAUCAUCAUAUCUAAGGUCGUGGAUGGCGAAGUGGGGCCGAUCGUAGCCAAGGGGACGCAUACAAAGUAUGUGAAGCAGCGAUCGUGAUGGGAAUGGGCCCUGGCGUAUAACGGUUUUUCUUCUUCGUUUUCCUUUCUUCGUUUUCCUUUCUUCGUUUUCCUCUCUUCAUU
Molecule: messenger RNA, 908 nt
Organism: Truncatella angustata
Lineage: Eukaryota; Fungi; Ascomycota; Sordariomycetes; Amphisphaeriales; Sporocadaceae
Product: HotDog domain-containing protein
Exons: 1
Coding region: 370-825 (151 amino acids)
Molecular function (GO): fatty acyl-CoA hydrolase activity
Source: RefSeq, a predicted model, not a curated record